UUGACUCUCUCGGGCAAAUUGCAGGGGAGUGUCCGCUGUCGUCCUAAGUCCUUUAGCACAGGGAGCCACAGUCUUAACUCGUAUCUAACCCCCUGAUAACCCAACUAUCAGGGGCCCUUGAUAGUUGGGGAAAAUGGCGAUGACACUGUUGGAAGACUGGUGUAGAGGGAUGGAUGUGAAUUCCCAGAGAGCCCUGCUGGUCUGGGGGAUCCCGGUGAACUGUGAUGAGGCUGAAAUCGAAGAGACCCUCCAGGCUGCGAUGCCCCAGGUGCACUAUCGAGUGCUUGGGAGAAUGUUCUGGAGGGAAGAGAAUGCCAAAGCAGCCUUGUUAGAGCUCACUGGCACUGUGGAUUACGCUGCCAUCCCCAGGGAGAUGCCGGGUAAAGGAGGGGUCUGGAAAGUAGUCUUUAAGCCUCCGACUUCCGACGCUGAAUUUCUAGAAAGGUUGCAUGUCUUCCUAGCCCGAGAGGGAUGGACUGUGCGAGAUGUUGCCCGUGUCCUUGGGUUUGAGAACCCCGCUCCGGCCCCAGGCCCAGAUAUGCCAGCAGAGAUGCUAAACUAUAUUUUGGAUAAUGUUAUUAAGCCUCUUAUAGAGUCCAUAUGGUACAAGAAGCUGACGUUGUUCUCGGGGAGGGACAUCCCAGGGCCUGGGGAGGAGACAUUUGAGCCCUGGCUGGAGCACGCUAAUGAGGUCAUUGAGGAGUGGCAGGUGUCUGAUAUAGAAAAGAGGCGGCGGUUGAUGGAGAGUCUUCGAGGCCCUGCCGCUGAUGUCAUCCGCAUCCUCAAGACCAACAACCCAGAUAUUACCAUCGCUGAAUGCCUGAAGGCGCUUGAGCAGGUGUUUGGAAGCGUGGAGAGCUCCAGGGAUGUGCAGGUCAGAUUUCUGAACACUUACCAGAACCCAGGAGAAAAAUUAUCUGCUUAUGUCAUUCGUCUGGAGCCUCUGCUGCAGAAGGUGGUGGAGAAGGGGGCCAUAGAUAAAGAGAACGUGAACCAAGCCCGCCUGGAACAAGUCAUUGCGGGGGCCAACCACAGCGGGGCCAUCCGAAGGCAGCUAUGGCUGACCGGGGCUGCGGAAGGGCCGGCCCCUAACCUCUUCCAGUUGCUUGUGCAGAUCCGUGAGGAAGAGGCCAAGGAACAGGAGGAGGCGGCUGAAGCCGCCCUCUUGCAGAUAGGCCUGGAGGGGCACUUCUGAGUCCCGAGAAAACGGACUUUAGUGCAGACCUAGAUCACAGCUGCUUUUCGUGUCUCUGUGCUGUCCUGCAGGUAUGUCUCCUGGUGGUAAAGACUUAGCCGUGGUUCUGCUGGGGUAAGUCAGGCCUGCAUAUUCACGUUAACAUUGGUAAAAGCUUGCACGCGAGCACCAGAGCUGCUGCAGUACAAGUGAGUCAUGUCAGCCACAAUGCCAGGGAAAGGCUUGGACAGAGCAGGUUGUCAGUGCUGCAAGCUGUCGUCAUGGCAUCAUCACCAUCAGUUGUGAAAACCAUGGGAACUCGUGACACUUCCCAGAGGUAACUGAAUGUGAAAUUGUAUGUUCAGAAGUUUAGUGCACGGCCUGGCUUACACAAGAAGUGUUGAGUAAAAAUGUGAACUGUUGUUACUACUGUUGUGAGUAGUUUUUGUGUUUACUGUAAAUUGUUCCUGAUUUAUAUUAAUGGAAAGAAAUGUGAAUUAGAUAUUAUUCAACUGUUUACAGUGCAAAUUUCUCAUUUUUCAUUUUUAAACAUCUAGAUCAGUUUGAGACGUGUUCUGAGGCUGCAAAUGAGGUGUUAGAAAUACUGCACUUACAGAGUUGUGUAAAUCAAGUUUUCACUGAACAAGAUAAGAAUAGAAGAGGGAGGUUAAUAUGAACCAGCUCAGUAUCUAAUCCCCCAUUUCAGAUAUUUGUCACUGAAGAGUAGUUUACCUUGUUCAUGCUGGUUCUAAGUGUUUAAAUUUGAAGUUAUCAAAUAUAUGUUUAUUAAUAAAAAUAUUUUAAAAAUUC
Messenger RNA from Cervus elaphus (red deer), 1984 nucleotides. It is a transcript of the gene PNMA1, whose product is annotated as PNMA family member 1. The transcript has a single exon. Bases 134 to 1195 code for a protein of 353 amino acids. Lineage: Eukaryota; Metazoa; Chordata; Mammalia; Artiodactyla; Cervidae. The record is from RefSeq and is a predicted model, not a curated record.